GGCAUUCCGUAUCAUCAUCUCUUUCCACAACCACCAUCCCCAUGUUGUCCCAAUCGUCUAGGGCGGUCGCCGCCUCCCUGCGCUUGGCCAGUGGGCGCAGGGCGUUCUCCCUGUCGAUGGCGAGGAAGAGCUACGAAGACACCAUCGUCAACCUCAAAAUCAGGCCCGACACUCGUGUUAUCUGCCAAGGCAUCACUGGAAAGACGGCGACCUUUCACGUUGCAGAGGCCCUUGAGUAUGGCACAAACAUGGUUGGCGGGGUUUCUCCUAAGAAAGCAGGCGAGCACCAUCUCGGCCUUCCCGUAUUUGGAAGCGUGAAGGAGGCCGUCAAAGAGGUAAAACCAGAAGCCUCUGUCGUUUACGUUCCUCCUCCCUUCGCUGCCGCUGCCAUCCUAGAGGCAAUUGAGAACGAAAUUGGCUUGAUUGUUUGCAUUACCGAAGGUAUCCCGCAGCAGGACGAGAUCAAGAUAUCGCAAGCGCUCAACAGCCAGUCCAAAUCUCGCCUCGUGGGUCCCAACUGCCCUGGUAUCAUCAACCCACUCGGGUGCAAGAUGGGUAUCCAGCCCGGUCACAUCCAUAAGCCAGGGAAGAUCGGCAUUGUCUCCCGUUCCGGUACUCUGACCUACGAGGCCGUCAACCAGACAACCCUUGCUGGCCUUGGACAAACACUUUGCGUCGGAAUUGGCGGUGACCCAUUCCCUGGCUCAAAGCACGUUGACGUGCUAAAAGUCUUCAUGGAGGAUGAUAAUACUGAGGGCAUUGUCAUCAUUGGUGAGAUCGGUGGUUCGAUGGAGGAAGACGCGGCUGCCUAUCUCGAAGCGGUCAACAAGACCCGUUCCUUGCCCAAGCCCGUAGUCGGCUUCAUCGCUGGCCGCACUGCUCCCCCAGGGCGUCGUAUGGGCCACGCUGGCGCCAUCAUCAGCGGUGGAAAGGGUGGUGCGGAGGACAAGGUACGUGCUUUGCAGAGAGCCGGCGCGAUUAUCUGCGAUAGUCCUGCCGCAAUCGGCGCGACUAUGCUCAAGGCGAUGCAAGACGCAGGCCUGCACUAAUCUUCCCUGACACAAUACACACAAUCCGGUAGAUUUAACAAUACUUCUUUCGGUUAUGGAACGAUUUGUUGAAUACCAUCAAAUCAAAAAGACGAUCAAGCCAAUCAAAUGUGUGGACAGAAUAUCUCGUUUAAUUUUGUCUAAUUUAUUCAUGCUACAACGGG
Molecule: messenger RNA, 1213 nt
Organism: Dacryopinax primogenitus
Lineage: Eukaryota; Fungi; Basidiomycota; Dacrymycetes; Dacrymycetales; Dacrymycetaceae
Product: succinyl-CoA ligase alpha subunit
Exons: 7
Coding region: 42-1049 (335 amino acids)
Biological process (GO): tricarboxylic acid cycle
Cellular component (GO): succinate-CoA ligase complex (ADP-forming); mitochondrion
Molecular function (GO): succinate-CoA ligase (GDP-forming) activity; succinate-CoA ligase (ADP-forming) activity
Source: RefSeq, a predicted model, not a curated record